UCCCAUAUAGCGUCCUCGGUGAACUUGCACCUGGUGAUUUGGUUUGGGCCAAACUUGAAGGUUACCCUUGGUGGCCAUGCCUCGUGUACAAUCAUCCAACAGAAGGGACGUUUGUCAGAGGGAGAGGAAGAUCUUCUCGCAUCCAUGUACAGUUUUUUGAUGAUGAGCCAUCAAGAGGCUGGGUUGCUGUUAAAUACAUAAAACCAUAUACAGGUUCUGGCGGUCGGGAAACACAGAGGGGAGGUAUGUUUUACAGUUCAAAGCCUGAAAUCAAAAGAGCAAUGGAACUGGCAGACACUGCUUUGAGAAAAGAUAAAACAGAGCGACUUGAUUUGGCUGUAUGUGACAAACCUUCAGAAAGUGAGGAGGAAGAUGAAGAAGAGAUGGAGCAGGUGAGUGAUGAGGGUGAAGAUUUUGAAACAUCAAGGGGAGGGAGAAGACAGAAAAGGGCAGCUGGACAGCAGCGACAUGCUGGGAAAGCCAAAAGGAGGAGAGUGGUCAUGGAUUCAGAGAGUGACAAUGAAGGUUCAGACAUGGAGUUUAAGCCAGAGGAAGCCAGCAGUGAUGAAGUCAGCAACGGAGGAGGGGACAGCGAGGCCUCUGAAUCUGAGCCUGGUCCAAAAAAGGAAGCAGUAAAUUCCAUUAAAGCCUGUAAUAAACAAACUCAGGAAAAGAUAAGCAAACCUCCUCAGAAGGAAAGUUUUAAAAAUGACCUUCUUGUAGCUCCCAGAAGAGAAAUUAGUCUGUCUUCUGAGAUCAAGAACAGGCUAACAUCUUUUGCAGCUCCUGAAUGCUUUGAUUUUCAGCCAAGCUUCAAUGGAGGAGGAGUGAAUUAUGACAUCCCAGCUGUAUGGGAACAUGAUAAAAUUGAUUGGCUCCAAGAUGAUAAAAGAAAAGACGCCCGUAGAAGAAAGAAAAAUGAUCCAGAUUAUGAUCCAGGUACACUGUUUGUGCCAGAGGACUAUCUGAAAAACUGCACUCCAGGAAUGCGGAAGUGGUGGGAGAUGAAGAGUCAGCAUUUUGACUGUGUGAUAUUCUACAAAGUUGGAAAGUUUUAUGAGCUGUACCACAUGGAUGCUGUUGUUGGGGUUAAAGAGCUGGGACUGGUGUUCAUGAAAGGCUGUUGGGCUCAUUCAGGCUUCCCAGAAAUGGCUUUUGACAAAUUCUCCAGUGUUUUGGUCCAGAAAGGUUACAAAGUUGUCCGCGUUGAGCAGAUAGAGACGCCUGAAAUGAUGGAAGCACGUUGUAAAUCUCUGGCUCAUCCAACGAAAUUUGACAGGGUUGUUCGAAGAGAAAUAUGCAGGAUCGUUACCAAAGGGACACAAACCUACAGUGUUCUGGAUGGUGACCUUUCAGAGGACCAAAGCAAAUACCUUUUGUGCGUAAAAGAAAAAGUGGUUGAUUCUGCUGGCCUCCAUCGUAUUUAUGGAGUAUGUUUUGUUGAUACAACAGUGGGAAAGUUCUAUGUUGGUCAGUUCCUGGACGACCGCCAUUGCUCAAGGUUUAGAACUCUUUUGGCUCAUUAUAUUCCUGUGCAGAUCCUUUUUGAGAGAGGAAACCCCUCUGCAGAAACACAAAAGAUAUUCAAAGGCUUAUUGUCUUCUACUAUGCAGGAAGGCUUGGCUCCUGGUUCUCAGUUUUGGACUGCAGCCAAAACAUUAAAAACUCUGAUUGAGGAAGGCUACUUUGAGGGCCAGGAAAACGCCAGCGGUAGACUUGUUCUACCUCCAGUAAUCAGAUCCAUGGCUGCGGAAAGUGACUCGCUUGGACUUACUCCAGCGGAGAACAGUGAGUUAGCUCUGUGUGCUCUUGGUAGCUGUGUCUUCUACCUUAAGAAAUGUAUUAUUGACCACGAGCUAUUAUCAAUGGCAAACUUUGAAGAAUAUGUUCCUGUGGAUAUUCAUAUUACACAAACAACUGAAUCAAGUAAUAUCUUUGCUAAAACUAGUCAGAGGAUGGUGCUGGAUGGGGUGACUCUAACAAAUCUGGAAAUACUGCAGAAUGAAACCACUAGUACACUAGAAGGUUCAUUGCUGGAGAAGCUUGACAUGUGUUGUACCCCAUUUGGAAGGAGACUCUUGAAACAGUGGCUCUGUGCACCAUUGUGUAAUCCUGCCGCUAUCAAUGACCGCCUGGACGCAGUUGAAGACCUCCUAGCUGAGGCUGCCAAAAUGUCUGAAAUCCGUGAUCUUCUGAAAAAGUUGCCAGACCUUGAAAAAUACUUGGGCAAGAUUCACAGUAUUGGAUCAUCACUUAAGAUCCAGAAUCAUCCAAACAACAGGGCAAUUUUGUAUGAAGAGAUAAGGUAUAGUAAAAAGAAGAUUGUAGACUUUUUGUCCACAUUAGAAGGGUUUAAAAUAAUCCUUGAGGUUAUCUUAAUUUUGGAAGAUAUCGUUGAUGGUUUUACAUCCAAAACACUUAAGCAAAUAGUAACAGUUAAAACUAAAAACCCAGCAGGCUGUUUCCCAGAUUUGAAAGCAGAGAUUGAAAGAUGGGAGACAUCUUUUGACCAUACUGUUGCACGCAAGACUGGUGUGAUUAAUCCAAAAGCUGGGUUUGAUUCUGAGUAUGACAAAGCACUACAGGAUAUAAGUAAUGUUGAGGAGCGCCUCCGUCAGUAUAUGGAAAAGCAGCGCAAACAGCUCGGGUGCAAAGCCAUGAUGUAUUGGGGAGCAGGCAAAAACCGCUAUCAAAUGGAGAUUGCAGAAAGCGCAUUGCCUAGUAACUUGCCUGAUGAAUAUGUGUUAAAGUCUACCAGAAAAGGCUACAAACGUUACUGGACCAAAGACAUAGAAAAGAUGUUGGCAGAGAUGGUCAAUGCUGAAGAACGGAGGGAUGCAGCGCAGAAGGAUUGUAUGAAAAGGGUAUUUUAUAACUUUGAUAAAAACAACAAAGACUGGCGAACAGCGGUGGAAUGCAUCGCGGUGCUAGAUGUCCUACUGUGCCUGGCACAGUACAGUCAAGGAUGUGAUGGACCACUAUGCCGACCGGUAUUUCUGCUGCCAGAAAAGAACACGCCACCCUUUCUGGAGCUCAGAGCUUCACGUCACCCAUGCAUUACGCAAACUUUCUUUGGGGAUGACUUCAUUCCUAAUGAUAUACUAAUUGGUGUGGAGGGUGAAGAUUCCUGGACUGAUGCUCGCUGCGUUCUGGUGACUGGCCCAAAUAUGGGAGGCAAGUCAACACUCAUGAGACAGGCUGGCCUCCUGGUAAUAAUGGCCCAGUUGGGAUUCUUCGUACCCGCUGAAUCUUGUAGGCUUACUCCUGUUGAUCGCGUGUUCACAAGACUCGGUGCUUCAGACAGAAUUUUGUCUGGGGAGAGUACCUUUUUUGUUGAGCUGAGUGAGACUUCCAGUGUUCUACAGCAUGCAACAGAGCAUUCCUUGGUUCUGAUGGAUGAACUAGGCAGAGGUACAGCUACUUUUGAUGGAACAGCUAUCGCAAGUGCAGUUGUCAAAGAGAUUUCAGAGAAUAUCAAAUGCCGUACAAUGUUUUCAACUCACUACCAUUUGUUAGUAGAGGAUUACUUCCACAGUCCUUCUGUGCAGCUGGGUCACAUGGCAUGUAUGGUGGAAAAUGAAACUGAUGAUCCAAGCCAGGAAACGAUCACAUUCCUCUACAAAUUCAUUAAGGGGGCCUGUCCUAAAAGCUAUGGCUUUAAUGCUGCGAGGCUUGCUGACAUUCCUGAAGAAAUUAUUCAGAAGGGUCACAAAAAGGCAAGGGACUUUGAGAAAUCGACUCUCUCACUGAGGCUGUUUAGGAAACUUUGCCUGAUGGCUGAAGGAGCUCCAGUUGCUGUAGAUGAUCUGCAUAAGCUGGUGACGAUGCUUUGUGAGUGAGAGACCCUUUACGGUUUAUGUAGUACACUUUAUAGGCAGUAUGCAGACAACAUAAUGAUCUAAUAAACUUUAUUUUUUAAAAAUGA
This is a messenger RNA of Euleptes europaea (tarantolino), 3925 nucleotides long. RefSeq names its product mutS homolog 6 (gene MSH6). The transcript has 9 exons. NCBI's taxonomy places the organism in Eukaryota, Metazoa, Chordata, Lepidosauria, Squamata, Sphaerodactylidae. The coding region runs from base 246 to 3839 and encodes 1197 amino acids. Gene Ontology annotation, cellular component: MutSalpha complex; nucleus. Gene Ontology annotation, molecular function: mismatched DNA binding; ATP binding; ATP-dependent DNA damage sensor activity. Gene Ontology annotation, biological process: mismatch repair. The record is from RefSeq and is a predicted model, not a curated record.